UCUACCUUUCCAAAGUAAAUGGCUCUACGUUGGAACAGAGAGGGGAAACACACAUAUUGUAAAUAUUGAGUCCUUCGUUCUUUCUGGAUACGUUAUCAUGUGGAACAAGGCAAUAGAACUAUCCACAAAGACUCACCCUGGCCCAGUUGUACACCUAAGCGAUAGCCCAAGAGAUGAGGGAAAACUAUUAAUAGGCUAUGAAAAUGGGACGGUAGUACUCUGGGACUUGCGAUCAAAAAGAGCAGAUUUAAGAGUUUACUAUGAUGAGGCUAUUCAUUCUGUUGACUGGCAUCAUGAGGGGAAGCAGUUCAUGUGCAGUCACUCUGAUGGCAGCUUGACUCUGUGGAACUUGAAAAGUCCUAGCAGACCAUUUCAGAUAACAAUCCCACAUGGAAAAAUUCAAAGAGAUGGGAAAAAACCUGAGUCUUGUAAACCAAUUCUUAAAGUAGAGUACAAGACAUGUAAAAGCAGUGAACCAUUCAUAAUCUUUUCUGGUGGACUGUCCUAUGACAAAGCUUGUCGAAGACCAAGUCUAACCAUCAUGCAUGGAAAAGCUAUUACGGUGCUUGAAAUGGAUCACCCUAUAGUUGACUUUUUAACUCUUUGUGAAACACCAUAUCCAAAUGAAUUUCAAGAACCCUAUGCUGUAGUUGUACUAUUGGAAAAAGAUCUCAUUGUUGUUGACCUAACACAAAGCAAUUUUCCAAUCUUUGAAAAUCCUUAUCCCAUUGACAUUCAUGAGUCACCUGUUACCUGCACAGAAUAUUUUGCUGACUGUCCUCCAGAUUUGAUUCCCGUAUUGUAUUCUGUAGGAGCUAAACAUAAAAAGCAAGGAUACAGCAAUAAGGAAUGGCCAAUCAGUGGGGGAGCAUGGAAUCUAGGAACACAGACAUAUCCUGAAAUUAUUAUUACAGGUCAUGCAGACGGAUCGAUAAAGUUUUGGGAUGCCUCUGCCAUAACUCUACAGAUGUUGUACAAGUUAAAAACCUCAAAAGUGUUUGAAAAACAGAAGCUAGGGGAAGGAAAACCAACAGCUGAGAUUGUAGAAGAAGAUCCUUUUGCCAUUCAGAUGAUGUACUGGUGCCCUGAAAGCCGAAUAUUCUGUGUGGCGGGAGUCUCUGCAUAUGUUGUUGUUUACAGAUUCAGCAAACAUGAAGUGAAUACUGAAAUAGUGUCAUUAGAGGUGCGACUUCAGUAUGACAUAGAAGAUAUCAUUACUCCUGAACCAGAAAUAAUUCCUCCGUUUCCUGAUGCCUCAUCCCAACUUCCUUCCUUAAAGAGUCUUUCAGGCAGUACCAACACUGUGGCAUGUGAAGGAAUGAUGAAGGACAGUAUCCCCUGUCUUAGUGUUAAGACUCGACCUGUGCGAAUGCCUCCUGGGUACCAAGCAGAACUUGUUAUUCAGUUGGUGUGGGUGGAUGGUGAGCCUCCACAACAAAUCACCAGUCUGGCCGUAAACUCAGCCUAUGGACUUGUUGCAUUUGGGAACUGCAAUGGUUUGGCUGUUGUGGAUUUUAUGCAGAAGACAGUAUUGCUGAGUAUGGGAACCAUUGAUUUAUAUGGAUCAAGUGAUCCAUACCAGCGUCAGCCCCGUUCUCCACGCAAAAACAAGCAGUUCACUACAGACAACUUUUGCAUGCGUGGCCUGUCUAACUUUUAUCCAGAUUUAACGAAACGGAUCCGUACUUCCUAUCAGAGCCUGACUGAACUCACUGACAGUCCAAUUUCCCUGGAGCUAGAGCGUUGCAAGUCUCCCACUUCAGGUAAAGAUCAUGUAAACGGGCACUGUACAAGCCCAACCUCCCAGACUUGCAGCUCUGGAAAACGGCUCUCUAGCGCAGAUGUUACGAAAUCAAAUCGCCGAGGGCCUGGGAGGCCCCCAUUUAGAAAAGCACAGUCUGCGGCUUGCAUGGAGAUUUCCCUUCCAGUCACAACAGAAGGUUACAUUUCCAGACGGGCAAUGCUUCAGCAAUUACAUGGAGUCAGUACAUUCUCACACGACGAGUGUCACUAUGCCGCUUACACAUGGAUGGACAAAGAAAACCGGGAAAAUACCUUCAGCCGUUCCCGAAGCUCCAGUGUCUCCAGCAUCGACAAGGAGUCCAAGGAAGCAAUUACAGCUUUGUACUUUAUGGAGACUUUUUCACGGAAGAAUGACUCUGCUGUCUCCCCCUGUCUGUGGGUUGGAACAGGCCUUGGUAUGGUUUUAAUCAUCUCCCUUAAUCUGCCUGCUACUGAGGAAUUAAGGCAGACAGAACCGGUCAUGGUGUCUCCAAGUGGUACAGUUCUGACACUGAAGGGAGCAGUGCUGACUUUUUCAUGCCUGGACUGCAUGGGAGCAUUGAUACAUCCACCCUAUGAAGUAUGGAGGGACCCAAACAGCAUAGAUGACAGUGAAAAAACGAGAAAAAGGAAACUUGUCAUGUAUUCUCCUUCCUCCUCCCAGGAUAUGGGAGAUCAUCAGUUUGCUGUCAUCUGCUCAGAAAAACAAGCCAAAGUUUUCUCAUUGCCUUCCCAGACAUGCCUCUAUGUUCACAACAUCACAGAAACAUCCUUUCUAUUGCGAGCAGAUGUGGUGACCCUGUGUAACAGCAUCUGCCUGGCUUGCUUUUGUGCCAAUGGGCAUAUCAUGACAAUGAGCUUGCCUAGCCUUCGCCCAAUGCUGGAUGUCAACUAUUUGCCAGUAACAGACAUGAGGAUAGCACGGACAUUUUGUUUCACCAAUGAAGGGCAAGCUUUGUAUCUCAGCUCUCCCACAGAGAUCCAGCGACUGACAUACAGCCAGGAGAUGUGCGACAAUCUACAGGACAUGCUUGGGGAUUUGUUUACCCCAGUGGAAACCCCCGAAGCCCAGAACAGAGGCUUUCUCAAGGGCCUGUUUGGAGGAAGCGGGCAGACCUUUGACAGAGAAGAGCUGUUUGGCGAGGCUUCAGCAGGAAAAGCCUCUCGGAGUCUGGCUCAGCACAUCCCUGGCUCGGGUGGAAUUGAGGGUAUGAAAGGAGCUGCAGGAGGGGUAAUCGGAGACUUGGCUCGUGCGCGCCUCGCCCUUGACGAGAGAGGACAGAGACUGGGAGAACUGGAUGAAAAGACUGCAAGCAUGAUGGCUAGUGCAGAGGCAUUUUCCAAACAUGCACAUGAGUUGAUGCUGAAAUAUAAGGACAAGAAAUGGUACCAGUUUUAGACUUAUAAAGAAGCUGCUUGGCUUUGAUGAGAGCACUAUUCAGGGAAGUGGAACUUAUUCCCAACACUACCAGUCACUGGCCAGAAGCAAAACUUUCUCCUAGGAAACAUUUUCCUGUUAUUUGUUUGGAUUCGCCACAAGUGGGAAGUCAAGGAGAAGUUUUAUAUCCCACAAAAUGGAGCCUAGACUUGUAUUGGUCUUUUGUCAAAAUACCUGGCUCAUGGUGUAGUAAAUCUUUUUCCGAAAGCAACUGCACAGUCACAUUGGCAUGUAGCUCUUUUCAGAAGCUCUAGGAAUGAACUGUGGAGAGUAUCUAUCUCUGGUUAAAAAUAUCCUGUACAAACCUAGAAUGUUAAUGCAUUUAUUAAAAAAAAUGAAUACAAUUUUGCAUGACCAAUUGACAUCUUAAAAAGAAAGCAUGUUGUGACCGAAAAAAAGGGAUUUAUUUCUAUGCUGAGCAAAAAAAUAUUUAAAAAGAGCAAAAAUCUUUAUUUUUAAAAACUACACUACAAACAGCCAGUAUGUUUCAAGCAUGGCUGCUGCUACUCUGGACAGGAAAAUUAGAUAAGCUGCAUUUUUUUAUUUGCUGCUAGUUCUUUUCCUUAUAAAAUCUUAGGUUGAAAUCAUCAGUGCUAUUUAAUUCGUAUCCAAAGAAUAAACCAACAUCCAAAUCCAAUCCAAAUGCUUUAUUUAGUGUUUGUGAAGGAGCCAGCUGGGAUGUCACCUAAUUGAGAGCAGAGGGUGUCUUUACAAUCCAAAGAGUGCAGGAAACACCUUCCAUAAAUACUAAUUUUCUGAAAGCAUCCGUUGAGGGGGCUAUGAUAACUUUUGUCACCCCAGGAGUGUCUGAAUCACUUGGUUGCCUUGUUUUUUCAAUAUUAGAAGCGGAAGAGAAGGUGAGUCUGCAAUCUAUUGAAUUAAACUGAAGAAAGUAGAGGGCCCAGUGGGUCAAGCUGGUAAAUCUCCUCAAGUCAGUGACUUCAGCAGCUUGCAGGAAAGAGUUGCACUGAAGUGAUGCUAAGCAAACUGCACAGUAACCCAAUUUAAAGCUGGCUGGCUGAAGAUCACACCAGCAACUAGUUUGAGCUGCAAAGCCCUGCAGAUGUAAUUUUAUAUAGACCACUUUCUACACUGCCUUGCCUGGUGUAUCACCACUUGCAACCUGUGCAAAGCUGGUGUAAAACACUGCCACAGAGAUGAGUGGAGAACUCAGGAGCACAUCAUAUCUACUUUGCACAAGUGUAAAUGCCCGUGCAAGGUACUGGUGAAAUAGGCUGUUCAUAUCAGUAAAGCUGCUGCCACGGGGCUUUAUGUUGUUUCCAUCAUGGGCUUUUAAUUUCCUUCAUUUCGCAGAUACUGUCAGAUUCUUUUCCACAACAGUUUAUCAUGAUGUAUUUGCCUGAACAGCAUUCCCAUUACAUAACAGUCAAUUUCCUUCCCCAACUGAGUUUUACUCCUCUGCAUCAGCACAAUUUCCAAAGUAACCAACUGUGAAGUCAGAUGGAUUCUAAAAUUGACUUGGGAACAAGGUGCCACGGUCAUGUUUGCCAGCAAGUACGCACAAGUACAAACUAGGGGGAGAGAGACAGACAGAGACACUUUGCAUCAGGAGAAUUCACUUUGAAGGAAAAUGCUCUGAGAAAGCAGCUGCAGCUAGUGACCUCCCAAAUAGCCAUGGCCAUCAGCUUUGCUUUAACUUCCUACAGGUUUGUAUCAUGACAGUUCAAUGCACACUCUGGACCACGAGACACUGGUCUGGCUUCUGCAUUUCCAUGGAAAGCCCUGCUAACUCUCACUCAGUAGCCCUCUCAGCCAUUCCUUUCUCAUAUCUGCUCUGUUUUUAGUUUUGGAGUGGGUGCUCACUGGCAAAAACACCUAUUGUAUAUUUAAUUCAGCUCAAUUUUAGAUAUGGGUUUUGGACUCAGAAGUCUGGCAUCACAAGCUGUGUAAAUUAAGGCUAUGGCACAAGUUUGAGGCCUCAUUAAGGUUACACUAUUAUGGCUCAAUAUGAAUUUUGUGCUAUUCAGAAUUUUUAAAUUUUGCUGCAGGCAAGGUUAAAAUGCCAGCUUUGACGGUUGUAGUUCAUAUGGCUAAUCCAGCCCGUGUGCAUUGCAUGUUUACUCUACAUGUACUCUGGCCUAUCAUUAAUGUAAAUCACUAAUCUUGUGGGCACUUUAGCUUUACAAACACCUUGGAGAGGAUAUGUUCCAAGACUAGAAAAGGUAUUUAAACUGUCAGUGAAUUAGGCUCAGACCAAACAGGUAAAGAUUCAGGAGGGAAAUCAUUCUACCAGGGACAUGAGUUAGUUCUGUAACUUACUGCACCUGUCUCUAUACUAAUAUAACCUCUAUGAAAAAGAUAUUCCUGGUUCAAGUGUGGUGCCAUGUACACCACGUCUGCUGGCUACACUGGGAGUUUCCAUUGCAAUUCACUGACAUGUUGCAGUAUCCAUAGAUGUAUCACACAUGACUGUAUGGGCAGACUAGCAGAAAGCUUGGUGAGUGAUUAGGAUGGUACUAGUUCUUGGCUUGUUAUUCCGCUUUUAGGCAGAGGUGUUGCUCUAACAUCAGUUCAGGGACCUGUGAUCCUGAAUGAAAUAGCAGCCUCCUUAGGCAGAUGCUAGAGCUCACUCUGUCAUGAAGCAGUUGCACAAGUCAGUAUGAACAGCUACAGCCUGCAUGAGGGAAAUAUGCCUCCAGUAGGUUAUUUACAUUACACUUGCUCUAUCAAACUUAACACCACGCUGUACCAGUGGGAAAGCCAGCCAGUAGCUUUCAGUUUGCCUCUUUACUUCACAAAAGAAGAAUUUAGAUUCCCCAAACAUACAAUUUUGAAUGUUUAAAUUCUUCAUCUUUUUCUCUAGAAAAACUCCCCAGGAGGUCACAACUGUAUCUUCCUUUCAUCUAUGGCAUAUUGUACAUCUUUCCGGAAAGUUACAAAUUCCUGUUUCUGUAACGUUCAGCUCUUGUGACUAUAAUUAUUAAUUUUCUUGUAGUCUGUAGAGAUCUAAAAAAAUUGUAUAUGUUUGUAUAUAGAACGUUCUAUAUAUAUAAAUAUAGAUAUGUAAUGUAUAUGGUGUAUACGUUUGGUAGUGCACACUGUUAAAAUGCUUUCUAUUGAGACUUACUGUGGAUGUGGGGAAAAGCCUUCACCUGAAAAUGUAAUGAGGGCGGGGGAAGCCUGGCUGGUUAGUUUCUUGUGACAUGAGGAGGAGUGUGGGAUUUUUAGAGGGCCUACCCUAAACAUUUUUUGUUAAUAACUAGAGUAAUAAAGCUGCAGCCUUCAACCUGAUAAGCAUAGCAAUGAUUUUACUUGCUGAGAAGAAAAUUAGGCUUUCUAAGAAGAAUGUUGAAAUCAAAUGUGCUUUCACCUUUUCUACCAAGCCAGCAUCGGUUCACACAACAUCCAUAACUUUUAGGCUCUUUCUACAUCUGAACUCUUAGUUAAAAAGUACAAAUUCCAGAUAGGUUAUAUUAGAUUUAAAGUAUAAAAGGCUGUCUCUAGUGACAUUUUGGCAUAAUAUCGCUCAAUUAAACAUUUUAUGAUGUUAGAAAAUAUAUUUUUGUGAGUGAAAAAUGUAUGCACUAUCCCAAAUAAUCCGAUAUACAAAAUACACACACAGCUAGGGGUGUAAUAUGCAAAUAAAUAUAUUAAAUUACAUUCAAUAUGUGGCUUCUCAUUAGAUGAGUCCUUACUAGUAAGAGCUAUUUUAUUCGCAGCCAACUCCUAGACUUAGACCACUUUAAACUUCAAUUCUGAAUUAAAAUUU
Messenger RNA from Chelonoidis abingdonii (Abingdon island giant tortoise), 6950 nucleotides. NCBI's taxonomy places the organism in Eukaryota, Metazoa, Chordata, Testudines, Testudinidae. The record is from RefSeq and is a predicted model, not a curated record.